Molecule: messenger RNA, 6208 nt
Organism: Marmota flaviventris (yellow-bellied marmot)
Lineage: Eukaryota; Metazoa; Chordata; Mammalia; Rodentia; Sciuridae
Source: RefSeq, a predicted model, not a curated record
AUGAUCGCGGAGCCUGCUCACUUUUACCUCUUUGGAUUAAUAUGUCUCUGUUCAGGCUCCCGUCUUCGACAGGAAGAUUUUCCACCUCGCAUUGUUGAACACCCUUCUGACCUAAUUGUCUCAAAAGGAGAACCUGCAACUCUGAACUGUAAAGCUGAAGGCCGCCCCACACCCACUAUUGAAUGGUACAAAGGCGGGGAGAGAGUGGAAACAGACAAAGAUGACCCUCGCUCACACCGAAUGUUGCUGCCAAGUGGAUCUUUAUUUUUCUUACGUAUAGUACAUGGACGAAAAAGUAGGCCUGAUGAAGGGGUCUACGUGUGUGUGGCAAGGAAUUACCUUGGAGAGGCUGUGAGCCACAAUGCAUCGCUGGAGGUGGCUAUACUACGGGAUGACUUCAGACAAAACCCCUCCGAUGUUAUGGUGGCAGUAGGGGAGCCUGCUGUCAUGGAAUGCCAGCCUCCACGAGGCCAUCCGGAGCCCACCAUCUCCUGGAAGAAGGAUGGCUCUCCACUGGAUGACAAAGAUGAAAGAAUAACUAUACGAGGAGGAAAGCUAAUGAUUACUUACACCCGUAAAAGUGAUGCUGGCAAAUACGUUUGUGUUGGGACCAAUAUGGUCGGGGAACGUGAGAGUGAAGUAGCAGAGCUCACUGUUUUAGAGAGACCAUCCUUUGUGAAGAGACCUAGUAACUUGGCAGUGACUGUGGAUGACAGUGCAGAAUUUAAGUGUGAGGCCCGAGGAGACCCUGUGCCUACAGUCCGGUGGAGGAAAGAUGAUGGAGAGUUGCCCAAAUCCAGAUAUGAAAUCCGAGAUGAUCAUACCUUGAAAAUUCGGAAGGUGAUGGCUGGUGACAUGGGAUCAUAUACUUGUGUUGCAGAAAAUAUGGUUGGAAAAGCUGAAGCAUCAGCCACUCUGACUGUUCAAGUGAUUGCAGACCGGCCUCCCCCAGUCAUUCGACAAGGUCCUGUGAAUCAGACCGUAGCUGUGGAUGGUACUUUAGUCCUCAGCUGUGUGGCCACAGGCAGUCCAGUGCCCACAAUUCUGUGGAGAAAGGAUGGAAUCCUUGUUUCAACCCAAGAUUCCCGAAUCAAACAGCUGGAGACAGGAGUGUUGCAGAUCCGAUAUGCAAAGCUGGGUGACACUGGUCGGUACACCUGCAUCGCAUCGACCCCCAGUGGUGAGGCCACGUGGAGUGCUUACAUUGAAGUCCAAGAAUUUGGAGUUCCAGUUCAACCUCCGAGACCUACUGACCCAAAUUUAAUCCCUAGUGCCCCUUCAAAACCCGAAGUCACAGAUGUCAGCAGAAACACAGUCACUUUAUCAUGGCAACCAAAUUUGAAUUCAGGAGCAACUCCAACAUCUUAUAUUAUAGAAGCCUUCAGCCAUGCAUCUGGUAGCAGCUGGCAGACCGUAGCAGAGAAUGUGAAAACAGAAACAUUUGCCAUUAAAGGACUCAAACCUAAUGCAAUUUACCUUUUCCUUGUGAGGGCAGCUAACGCUUAUGGAAUUAGUGAUCCAAGCCAAAUAUCAGACCCGGUGAAAACACAAGAUGUUCCACCGACGAGUCAGGGGGUGGACCAUAAGCAGGUCCAGAGAGAACUGGGAAACGUCGUCCUACACCUCCACAAUCCCACCAUCCUUUCUUCCUCAUCAAUUGAAGUGCACUGGACAGUGGACCAACAGUCUCAGUAUAUUCAAGGAUAUAAAAUUCUCUAUCGGCCAUCUGGAGCCAACCAUGGUGAAUCGGAGUGGUUAGUUUUUGAAGUGAGAACUCCAACCAAAAAUAGUGUGGUUAUCCCUGAUCUCAGAAAGGGAGUCAACUAUGAAAUUAAGGCUCGCCCUUUUUUUAAUGAAUUUCAAGGAGCAGAUAGCGAAAUCAAGUUUGCCAAAACCUUAGAAGAAGCACCAAGUGCCCCACCCCAAAGUGUAACUGUAUCAAAGAAUGAUGGAAAUGGAACAGCAAUUCUUGUCAGCUGGCAGCCACCUCCAGAAGACACUCAAAAUGGAAUGGUUCAAGAAUAUAAGGUUUGGUGUCUGGGCAAUGAAACCCGAUACCAUAUAAACAAGACAGUAGAUGGUUCUACCUUUUCUGUGGUUAUUCCCUCCCUGGUUCCCGGGAUCCGAUACAGUGUGGAAGUGGCAGCCAGCACUGGCGCUGGACCUGGGGUGAAAAGUGAGCCUCAAUUCAUCCAGUUAGAUUCUCAUGGGAACCCCGUGUCACCUGAAGACCAGGUCAGCCUUGCUCAGCAGAUUUCAGACGUGGUGAAGCAGCCAGCGUUCAUCGCAGGAAUCGGAGCAGCCUGCUGGAUCAUCCUCAUGGUCUUCAGCAUCUGGCUCUACCGACACAGGAAGAAGAGGAACGGACUUACUAGUACUUAUGCGGGUAUCAGGAAAGUCCCGUCCUUUACCUUCACGCCAACAGUAACUUAUCAGAGAGGAGGCGAAGCUGUGAGCAGUGGAGGGAGGCCAGGACUUCUCAACAUCAGUGAACCUGCUGCACAGCCGUGGCUGGCAGACACGUGGCCUAAUACUGGCAACAGCCACAAUGACUGCUCCAUCAACUGCUGCACCGCCGGCAAUGGGAACAGCGACAGCAACCUGACCACCUACAGCCGCCCAGCUGAUUGUAUAGCAAAUUAUAACAACCAACUGGAUAACAAACAAACAAAUCUGAUGCUCCCUGAGUCAACUGUUUAUGGUGAUGUGGAUCUUAGUAACAAAAUCAAUGAGAUGAAAACCUUCAAUAGCCCAAAUCUGAAGGACGGGCGUUUUGUCAAUCCAUCAGGGCAGCCCACUCCUUAUGCCACCACCCAGCUCAUCCAGUCCAACCUCACCAAUAACAUGAACAAUGGCAGCGGGGACUCCAGCGAGAAGCACUGGAAACCACCCGGUCAGCAGAAACAAGAAGUGGCACCAAUUCAGUAUAACAUCAUGGAGCAAAACAAACUGAACAAAGAUUAUCGAGCAAAUGACACAGUUCCUCCAACGAUUCCAUACAAUCAAUCAUAUGACCAGAAUACGGGAGGAUCCUACAACAGUUCGGAUCGGGGCAGUAGUACAUCUGGAAGUCAAGGGCACAAGAAAGGGGCACGGACACCCAAGGUUCCCAAACAGGGUGGCAUGAACUGGGCAGACCUGCUUCCUCCUCCCCCGGCACAUCCUCCUCCCCAUGGCAACAGUGAAGAGUACAGUAUUUCUGUAGAUGAAAGCUAUGAUCAAGAAAUGCCAUGUCCUGUACCACCAGCACGGAUGUAUUUGCAGCAGGAUGAAUUAGAAGAGGAGGAAGAUGAAAGAGGCCCCACACCUCCUGUGCGGGGAGCAGCUUCUUCUCCAGCUGCCGUGUCCUAUAGCCAUCAGUCAACUGCCACUCUGACCCCGUCCCCACAGGAAGAACUCCAGCCCAUGUUGCAGGAUUGCCCAGAGGAGAUUGGCCAUAUGCAGCACCCACCUGACAGGCGAAGGCAGCCAGCGAGUCCUCCUCCACCUCCGCGGCCGAUUUCUCCCCCGCACACCUAUGGCUACAUUUCAGGACCCCUGGUCUCAGAUAUGGAUACGGAUGCUCCAGAAGAGGAAGAAGAUGAAGCCGACAUGGAAGUUGCCAAAAUGCAAACUAGAAGGCUUUUAUUACGUGGGCUUGAGCAGACCCCUGCCUCAAGUGUUGGGGACCUGGAGAGCUCUGUCACUGGGUCCAUGAUCAACGGCUGGGGUUCAGCCUCAGAGGAGGACAACAUCUCCAGUGGGCGUUCCAGUGUUAGUUCUUCCGAUGGCUCCUUUUUCACUGAUGCUGAUUUUGCCCAGGCAGUGGCAGCGGCCGCAGAGUAUGCUGGUCUGAAAGUGGCGCGAAGGCAGAUGCAGGAUGCUGGUGGUCGCCGACAUUUUCAUGCAUCUCAGUGCCCGAGGCCCACAAGUCCUGUGUCUACAGACAGCAACAUGAGUGCUGCGGUCAUGCAGAAAGCCAGACCAGCCAAGAAACAAAAACACCAGCCAGGACAUCUGCGCAGAGAAGCCUACACAGAUGAUCUUCCACCUCCCCCGGUGCCACCACCUGCUAUAAAAUCACCUACUGUCCAAUCCAAGGCACAGCUGGAGGUACGACCUGUAAUGGUGCCAAAACUCCCUUCUGCAGAAACCAGAACAGACAGAUCGUCAGAUCGAAAAGGAGGCAGUUACAAGGGGAGAGAAGUAUUGGACGGAAGGCAGGUUGCUGACCUGCGAACAAACCCGGGUGAUCCCAGAGAAGCACAGGAACAGCAAAAUGAUGGGAAAGGACGAGGAAACAAGGCAGCAAAGCGAGACCUUCCACCAGCAAAGACUCAUCUCAUCCAAGAGGAUAUUCUACCUUACUGUAGACCUACUUUUCCAACAUCGAAUAAUCCCAGAGAUCCCAGUUCCUCAAGCUCAAUGUCAUCAAGAGGAUCAGGAAGCAGACAAAGAGAACAAGCAAAUGUAGGUCGAAGAAAUAUUGCAGAAAUGCAAGUACUUGGAGGAUAUGAAAGAGGAGAAGAUAAUAAUGAAGAAUUAGAGGAAACUGAAAGCUGAAGACAACCAGAGAGGCUUGUGCGAUCUAAUGUGAAAAUUAUCAGUCAAGAUGCCUCAUGUCUGAUGACACAUGACGCCAGAUAAAAUGUUCAGUGCAAUCAGAAUGUACAAAUUGUCGUUUUUAUUCCUCGUAUUGGGGUACCAUUUAAAAAAAAAAGUUAUUGGGUUUUUAUUGUUGCUCUUUGAUCCCUAACCCUAGGAAGAACCUUUCUCUUCCCCUCGCUGUUGGAACCAUUUCUCUUGACUUCCAACAAGAAAAGUGUAUCAACUUCUUGCUUCAGUCAUCAGCCUCAAGAAAGAACCAAACAGUUCUUUUGCAUUUUGCCCCUGAGAUAUGGCAUUGCACUGCUUAUAUACCAAGCUAACUUAUAGCAAAAUAUUGAUUGAAGAUACAAACUUGAUUUAUCAACCUCAUGCCAAGGGCUCUCAAAGUAUAAUCUUUCUAUAACCGACUGCUAAUGCAAAUCAAAGCAUAUUUCAUUUUAACAUGAUUUUAAAAUCAGUCUUUCAUACCACCCUUUGUGGGGAGAAACUAAAAAUAUAGCAAAUGCAGAACAACAAACAAUUCGAACGGGGUAAAAACAUUGUAAAUAUAUACUCUUUGCAACCCCUGGUGGUACUUUAUUUUGUCUUCAUUUCAACCAUGGAAGUAUAUUCUUAUUGGAAAUGUACUUUUUGAUAAGGAGGGCUAAGCCAGUUGCAUCUCUGGUUGUCUAGUCAUUGUCAUAAGGACGCCUAGCAAAAAAAAUCUUGUUCUAUUUUUCAAUCAAGAAGCAAUUAUAAAUGCACAUUACAAACAAAUGGAUGCCUUUAAUGACCAAUCGAGUAAAGACAUCCUAUCUUAACUGGCCUAAAUUUCUUCUGGUAGUGUCAGUUCAGCUUUCAGAAGUGCCACUUAAGGAAGUUUAUUUGAUUUUUGUUUUUGUAAUGCACUGUUUUUAAUCUUUUUUUUUUUUUUUUGGUUUUAAAAGCACAAUCACUAAACUUUAUUUGUAAACCAUUGUAACUAUUAACCUUUUUUGUCUUAUUGAAAAAAAAAAUGUUGAGAAGCGUUUUUAACCUGUUUUGUUAAUGCUCUAUGUUUGUAUUUGGAAUAUUUGAAUGAUAAGAGAUGGUGGAGUCACGUGCAUACUUUAUCGUGGGCCAUGAACUAGAGGGUUCUUACUUUCCUAGAUUUAAAGAAAAAAAUGGUUUAAGUUUGUUGUGGCCAAUGUAGAAUCCUACAAGCUUUCCUUAUAAGCUCAAAUAGGGCAUUACUGCUUUGAAUUGCCAAACGAUGCCCUCUGACUGUAGAUUUUUAUGAUCUUUUUUUGUCAUUAUAUGAAUUUCAUUGACUUUAUAAUUGGUGCUAUUUGAAGAAAAAAAAAUGUACAUUUAUUCAUACACAGGUAUCAGGCCUGACCCCACUGGAAAAACAAAGCCAAACAAAACUGAACCACAAACAAUGGCUGGUGUUCACCAAAAAUGAAAAGUGCUCACUUAGAUUAUUUGAGAAAGUUUCAUAGAAAGCGUGUGCAGUACUAAGGGAACAACCCAUGUGAUUAAUGUUUUCAUUAUGUUCAUGUAAGAAGCCUCUUAUUUUUAGCCAUAAUUUUGCAUACUGAAAAUCCAAUAAUCAGAAAAGUAAUUUUGUCACAUUAUUUAUUAAAAAUGUUCUCAAAUACAU